Daucus carota subsp. sativus is the source of this 1477-nucleotide messenger RNA. RefSeq names its product bidirectional sugar transporter NEC1. Gene Ontology annotation, biological process: carbohydrate transport. The transcript is spliced from 6 exons. Bases 255 to 1196 code for a protein of 313 amino acids. Gene Ontology annotation, cellular component: membrane. The record is from RefSeq and is a predicted model, not a curated record. Lineage: Eukaryota; Viridiplantae; Streptophyta; Magnoliopsida; Apiales; Apiaceae. Gene Ontology annotation, molecular function: sugar transmembrane transporter activity.
UCCACAAAAGAUAAGAGUUCUGCUAAUCAUAGCUGCUUAUAAGCAGCUCAAUUCAAACUAAAAGCCAAGUGUCUCCACUGAAACUUGCUAACCACAGACAGCUUGAUCACCUUUCAGAAUGCUAUAUAAACUUUGCAAAAUGCAUCAAAUUUUGACAAGCUCAAUUUCCAAACCAACACUUAAAAUUCUCUCAACUUGAGAGGGUCUAAAGGGAGAGCUUCUCCAUCCCUUCCCUUUACCCCUGCAUCUCCAAAAUGGCCUUCAUUAGCCAUCAUUUCGACGUUGAGAUGGUUGUUGUCUUUGGCAUUCUAGGCAACAUUGUGUCGUUCUUCGUGUAUUUGGCUCCAUUACCUACAUUUCGGAGAAUUUACAAGAAAAAAUCAACAGAAGGGUUCCAAGCAAUACCAUAUGUUGUAGCACUGUUCAGUGCCAUGUUAACUCUGUAUUAUGGCUUGCUUAAGCCAGAUGGUGUUUUGCUAAUCACUAUUAACACAAUUGGAAUCCUCAUUGAAUCUGUGUAUAUCUUGCUCUUCAUGAUUUAUGCACCAAAGGAUGCCAAGAAAUUUACUGCAAAACUCCUUGUUCUGUUGAACGGAUUAUUAUUUGGAACAAUCAUAUUCACAACUCUGACAUUCUCCCAUGGGGCUGAGCGUAUCAGGAUUGUUGGAUGGACUUGUGCCGCGUUUUCAGUCUGUGUUUUCAUUGCUCCCCUCAGCAUUAUGAGGCUGGUUAUCAGAACAAAGAGUGUGGAGUUCAUGCCACUUUCACUGUCGUUUUUCCUAACUCUCUGCGCGGUAAUGUGGUUCUUCUAUGGUAUUUUUGCACAUGACUAUUUUGUCGCGACACCCAAUGUGCUAGGCUUUAGUUUCGGGAUUGUUCAGAUGGUACUCUACAUGAUCUACAAGGACAAGAACAAACACGGGAUUCUUCCUAUUGUGAGCAUUGACAUGGAGAUGCAGGUGGACAAGCAUGUAGUCCCUUCCACCGCGAAGAUUGGUUCAGAAUUUGCAGAGGAUGACCUCAAGAAAACCGCGAAAACUGGUUCAGAAAUGCCAGAGGAUGGCACAAAGAUGAAUGAACAGAAUGCUGAACCAGCUGAGCAUCAAGAAGUUGUGGUAUCAGUAGUUAUAAGUACUGAUCAUGAUGGUAAAGAGCCUCAGGUCCACUGCAACACUAUAUUAUCUGUGGAAUACUAAUAAUUUUCGAAAUCGAAUUGAAAAACAAAGAAGAACAUGGAAUCUAGAGGGCCAUUGAAGGAAGAACAGCAGCUGAAGCCCCUUGAUUUGUAAUGAAAUUUAAUGAAGUGUUGCUAGAAGGGGAAAUAAGAUAUAUGCAUUAAUAUUUCUUAUGCCAUUUUUAAACUAGUUAUUAAAUUUACAUGCAUGUUAAAUUGGUAAAAAGAAUAUUAAGCUAUUUUGGUUGUUUAAUUAGUUGUUACUAAUACUUAUCUUUCCAAUUAAUGAACUUACUUACCAUA